This is a messenger RNA of Nyctereutes procyonoides (raccoon dog), 3139 nucleotides long. It is a transcript of the gene NBN, whose product is annotated as nibrin. Gene Ontology annotation, molecular function: damaged DNA binding; protein binding. The coding region runs from base 500 to 2986 and encodes 828 amino acids. The record is from RefSeq and is a predicted model, not a curated record. Gene Ontology annotation, cellular component: Mre11 complex; nucleus. The transcript has 16 exons. Gene Ontology annotation, biological process: telomere maintenance; double-strand break repair via homologous recombination; mitotic G2 DNA damage checkpoint signaling. Lineage: Eukaryota; Metazoa; Chordata; Mammalia; Carnivora; Canidae.
AUUAUAUGAUCCCAAGCAUGCUCUUGGAUGUUUACUUUGUAAGUGUGCAGGAUGUAGAAUGGAUUAGUGCAAGGUGAAGAAGAUUAGGGGUCAACUGGAGUAUUGAGAGCUUGGACCAGUUUGGUACCAGCGGAAACGAAAAGGAAGGAGAGACUCUGCAGCGUUUAGCUCCUGAUUAGACGGAAGGGGAGCAUCAUGAAAUAGAGCAGCUGGGAGAACCUGACGUCAGCUUGGAGAAGAGCAGAAAUAAUGAGUUGACUCGGGUUACAAUCUUUUUACCGUCCUCGUAAUGAUCAAUCACCAUCAUCAGGAUUCCUACAAAGGGAUAACCGCGGUUUAAGAACUCGCCAGUGCACGCCAUUCCAUAACCGGCUGGCAUGUUAAUGCAUUUAAUUACAAAGUUUCCUGACGUUGCUUUGUAGCUAGAAAAAAAAAAAAAAGAAAAUCCCGUUCACCAUCAGACACCGUAAUUCACCGUACAUCCGCUGAGCACCCCGCGAUGGGAUCCCUAGGCCGGGCCGGGCCGGCCAGCACGGGGGUACACGCUGCGCAGUUCCCGCCGUCGACCACCAGGGGGCGAGCGGGAGCGCACGUCGCCCGCGUCCCCUCUCCCCUCCCCCCCCUGCGGCCUCCGCCCCGCGGCCCAGCUCCCGGGAGCGCGCACGCCCCGGAGCCCACGCGGACCGCGGGAGCUGCAGCCGCGCGCUCGGCCGGGGCGCGGGGGCCUCGGGGGACCCAGGCCAUGUGGAAGCUGCUGCCCGCCGCGGGCCCGGCCCGAGAACCAUUCAGACUUUUGACUGGUGUUGAAUACAUUGUUGGAAGGAAAAACUGUAGCAUUCUAAUCGAAGGCGAUCAGUCAAUCAGUCGAAGUCAUGCUGCCUUAACUGCUAACUUUUCUGUAACCAACCUGAGUCAAACAGAUGAAAUUCCUAUAUUGACGUUAAAAGAUAAUUCUAAGUAUGGUACCUUUGUUAAUGAGGAAAGAAUGCAGCAUGGCCUUUCUCAAGUUUUGAAGACAGGGGAUAGGGUUACUUUUGGAGUAUUUGAAAGUAAAUUCAGAGUAGAAUAUGAGCCUUUGGUUGCAUGCUCUUCUUGUUUAGAUGUUUCUGGGAAAACUGCUUUAAAUCAAGCUAUUUUGCAACUUGGAGGACUUACUGUAAACAAUUGGACAGAAGAAUGUACUCAUCUUGUCAUGAUAUCAGUCAAAGUUACCAUUAAAACAAUAUGUGCACUCAUUUGUGGACGUCCAAUUGUAAAGCCAGAAUAUUUUACUGAACUUCUUAAAGCAGUUAAGGCCAAUAAGCAGCCUCCACAAAUUGAAAGUUAUUACCCACCUAUUGAUGAACCAGCUAUUGGAAAUAAAAACAUUGAUCUGUCAGGACGACAGGAAAGAAAGCAAAUCUUCAGAGGGAAAAUGUUUGUAUUUCUAAAUGCCAAACAGUAUAAGAAGUUAAGUUCAGCAGUUAUUUUUGGAGGAGGAGAUGCUAGGUUGAUAACUGAAGAAAAUAAGGAAGAAUAUAGUUUCUUUUCAGCUCCUGGAAUUUGUGUUGUUGAUGUAGGAAUAACAAAUUCACAAACUCUAAUUCCUGACUCUCAGAAAAAAUGGAUUCAUUCAAUUAUGGAUAAGCUGCAAAGGCAGGGGCUUAGACCUAUUCCUGAAGCAGAAAUUGGAUUGGCAGUCAUUUUCAUGACUACAGAGAGUUACUGUAAUCCUCGGAGCCAGCCUGAUACAGCAUUGAAGAUGACUCCAGGGCCAGGCCUUUCCCAAGGCAUGUCAGUCAAUGAAAAACUAAUGUCAGGUGCCCCAAUGAAUACUACAACGUGUGUAGCUGACACGGAAUCAGAGCAAGCAGAUACAUGUAUGGAUUUGAGUGAAAGACCUAAAGAAAUCGAAAUCUCCAAAGUGGAACAAAAAUUCAGAAUGCCUUCACAAGAAACGUCCACUGUGAAGGACCCGCCCAGGAUAAGCUCUGAUGAUAGUAAAGCAGUAUCGAAUGCUCUGGUUAGGAUGAAAAUCCCAACCUGUCAGCUUUCACCGACUAAAUCCUCAGGUGUAAAUAAAAGUAGAGAUCACACUUCCCAGCAGCUGCAGACCAACUCCAUCAAAAAUUACUUUAAGCCUUCUAUCAAAAAAAGGGAAAGAGAUGAAGGAAAUCAAGAAAUUUCUUCAGCCAAAUCAGCAAGAGUAGAAAUGUCUUGUUCUCUUUUAGAACAAACACAAUCUUCUACACCCUCAGUAUGGGAAAAUAAGGAGCAGCAUCUAUCUCAGAAUAAGCCUCUGGAAAAGAAGCCAGAUAAUUUACUUACAGAUAGACAUUUCAAGUCCACUGUGAAAAAUCCUGCCAAUAAAUCUCUUUCUACAGAAAAAAGAAAGGAAAUUGAUGACUUUGCCAUAGAAGAUGAAGUAUUAGAUCAGUUAUUCAAGAACACAAAACCAGAGCUAGAAACUGGAGUGAAAGUUCAGAAACAAGAGGAAGAUGUCAAUAUUAGAAAAAGGCCAAGAUUGGAUAUAGAAACAAAUGGCACUUUUGUUGAAGCAAUACCGAAAACUAGUGAGAUAUCUCAAGAAAAUGAAAUUGAGAAGAAAUGUGAGCUCAAGAGUGAGUCACUGUGGUCAACGAAAGAAGAACUAUCUAUCAAAGAUGAACUUGAGGAUGAUGGUGAUAUGCUUCCAAGGAAGGUGUUACUGACUGAAUUUAGAUCACUGGUGGUUAAUAACUCUACGCCCAGAAACGCAUCCAGUGUAAAUAGUGAUUAUGGUCAACCAAAGAAUUUCAAGAAAUUCAAAAAGGUCACAUUUCCUGGAGCAGGAAAACUUCCACGCAUCAUUGGAGGAUCAGAUCUAGUAGCUCAUCAUGCUCGGAAGAAUACAGAAUUAGAAGAAUGGUUAAGGCAGGAAAUGGAGGUGCAAAACCAGCAUGCGAGAGAAGAGUCUCUUGCUGAUGAUCUCUUCAGAUACAAUCCAAAUGUAAAGAGGAGACGAUAACUGAGGAUUUUAUAAAGAAGUCACAGAAAAGCAUUUCCUAUCAAGCAUUUACUUCAAGAUUCCUCUGGGAUACAUUCAUUAAAUCUCUAGAAAGGAUUUAAAUUACAGAGGUUUUAUGGCCUAAAUUUGUUGAAUAAAAUGUACAGAACUCCA